CAUUGAAUCAAUGCUUAAAUACAAGAGUACAUUCAUACACAGAGAAUCAAAGGACUGUCCGAAGCUUUACCAUGAUGGCUCUAACUGCUUUAUGUGUAAUGAUAUGUAUUCUUUACAAGGCUGAUGGGAUGAGCAUAAAGGACAACAUGCAAGGGUCCACACGGGUGAUCCGGGAAAUUAAUGCCCCAGCACAAAUAAACUGCAAAAUGAGUGCCUGGUCCCAGUGGAUACCCUGCGACCCAUGCACCAAUACAACGCAUCGCUCUAGAGGUAUUGAGGUCUUUGGUCAGUUUAAAGGAGUUAGGUGCAUAGAACCUAUUGGAGACCGUAAGCACUGUAUUGCAACUACCCAGUGUCAGAUGGACCCUCCACCUGUCUGCAAAAGCACUCAAUGGAAGUGUGCUUCAGGGCUGUGUAUAAACAAAAAUCUGAUGUGUAAUGGGGAUUACGACUGCAGUGAGUCUGAUUUGUCUGAUGAGGAGGACUGUGACAUCAUCAGGGCACCUUGUGGCAAAUCGUCACCAGUGGAGUCUGACAUAGCCUCUAAAGCUGGAUACGGAAUAAAUAUUCUGGGAUCUGAUCCUCGAAUGAAUCCAUUUAAUAAUAGAUUCUAUAAUGGCCAAUGUAACCGCAUCAGAGACCCAACCACAUUGGAAUAUAACAGAUUACCCUGGAACGUUGGAGUUCUUAGCUAUGAGACAAAGGUGGAAGAGAGUAGCUCUAAGGAGGUAUAUGAGGACAUCCACUCUUUAAUAAGAGAGAUAACUACAGAAACCAGCUUUGGUGUUGACAUGGGCUUGAACUUCAAGAUAACACUCACUGAGCACUCCGGUGCUGGUGAGGGCGACGAUGCUGCUGGCAAUGGCUUCAAGCCUAGCAUAUCAGGAGGGAUCAGUGCUAAUUAUGAAAAAACAAAAAUAAUCAAAGAGCUUUCAGAAUACACAGAGAUCAAGCGAAAGUCCUUCAUGAGAGUUAAAGGCAAAGUGCAGUUAGCCACAUACAGGAUGAGGCAGCGAGGCUUGGAAGUAACGCCAACAUUUCUGGAUGAUGUGGAUGCACUGCCACUCAAAUAUGAGAAGGGACAGUAUUUUUCUUUCUUGGAGGACUACGGAACACACUUCACCAAGAAUGGAAGGUCUGGUGGAGAAUAUGAACUUGUUUACAUAAUGAAUGAGGAUGUGGUCAAACAAAAACAGGUCAGUGAAAAAAUGCUGAAGGACUGUUUUGAGUUUGGAAUUAAAGCUGACUUCCAGCUAAUCAAAGACGUUGGGAUAGAAGGACACGUAAAACCAAAUUACUGCAAGAGUGUGAAUACAAAGCCCACAGAUGAGAAGACCAAGAAGGGGCUUAUCGAUAAGGUGCUGAUCUCAGUGAGUGGGGGCAGUUCAGAGUCAGCAGUAGCCAUGAAGUCUCAGCUUACUAAAGAGGGCAUACUAGAUUAUACUCAAUAUGUGAAUUGGGCAAAGACCAUCUCUCUUCUGCCUGCUCUCAUUCACAGUGAUCCUGAACCAAUCUACAACGCCAUCCCUUUGGACUUUCCUGAUGCUCAGCCGAGGCGGGACAAUCUUCGAAGGGCCCUGGAUGACUAUGUGGCUGAGUACAGUGUGUGUAAAUGCCAGCCAUGCCAGAACGGUGGCACUGUGAUGCAGAUAGAUGGGGAUUGUAAAUGCAUGUGCUCACCAGGGACUGAGGGUGUCGCGUGCCAGAUCAUUGACACAGAACUGGCGAAAGGUAAAGCCUUUGAACAGCUGGGGAACUGGGGCUGCUGGUCUGCCUGGUCCAUAUGCACUGGGGGCCGUCACACACGGUCACGUAGCUGCAAUAGUCAAGGCGUCCAAAAUGGAAUAUGCAAAGGAGAUACAGUCAAUGAAGAAUACUGCUAAGAAACAUAAACUCACACAUACAAACAUGAAUUAUCAUUGAUUCUUUAAAAAUUAGUCAUGUCACAUGUAUUUCUAUAGCAUAUUUAAAAAGAAACCAAUGUUUACCAAAGUGCUGUACAAUUAAAUCAAACAAAAUAAAAAACAAGUGAUGUAUCAUGUCACAUAAA
This is a messenger RNA of Xyrauchen texanus (razorback sucker), 2050 nucleotides long. It is a transcript of the gene c9, whose product is annotated as complement component 9. The transcript is spliced from 11 exons. Gene Ontology annotation, molecular function: protein binding. Lineage: Eukaryota; Metazoa; Chordata; Actinopteri; Cypriniformes; Catostomidae. The record is from RefSeq and is a predicted model, not a curated record. Gene Ontology annotation, cellular component: membrane attack complex. The coding region runs from base 72 to 1883 and encodes 603 amino acids. Gene Ontology annotation, biological process: immune response.